AUCACCAAAUACAUGACGUAAAAAACGUAUUAAAGUACCGCUGCUUCGUUAACAUAAUUUUUCGUUAAAUGCCAUCUUGGUAUAAAACCUAAAUUUACAUUCUUGUCACGAAUUGCAGUUACUAUCAAAAAGAAGUCAACCACGUCAAAAAGAAGUCAACCUUGGACCAAAACACAUUUUUUCUAAUCUUUCCCCUUGUAUAUUGAAGUGCAGCAAGUCAGUAACGAACCAAAGAGUAAACUUGGAUUUAGAAACGCACGGCGACAGAAGACCGCGCAAGAAGAUAGGAAGGAAAGGAGGCUGUGUCAUCUACCGGGCAUGUCUGAUCUGACCUGACUCAUCACAGCACGACAUCAACACAAAGAUUUCAACACGAGUCAUCAUGUCUGCUGCUGAAGCCAUCCUGGUCGACAGGUCAAAACUAACGGAAGAGCCUGAAUCUCACUCCAUGACUGCUGCAGACAGUAAAGUUUUUUCGGUGGGUGACUUUCUGCUGAGAGACAGUGUACCUCAAUCCAGUUGUUGCUCUGCGUCUACGUUGACAACUUCAACCCUGAACGGACCCGUUUCAUCUUACGGGAUUCCUUACACUCCUCAGACCUCUGUCACCCUAAAGUCGUUUUCACCCUGCCACGAUGAGCAAGAGUCGUGUAAUAAGGUGGAACCUUCAAUUUUUAAACUUGAAACUACCGAGGUAUCGUCAUCGGAGGCCAUUACUCAACCUUCUUCUUUUGGUUCAACGAUGAACUCUUUCGUCAGUGGACUGUCGUCACCUUUUCUGCCCCACAACCUGUUCCUCCGCCAUGCACUCGCGUCGCCGGUCUUCGAUAACGUCCUUCACUUCAGUAAUUCAUUGAGACUCUUCGAUGCGUACGCAAGGCUAAGCGGGAGCGAGACCCCGACGCGGGGACUGCCCCUCCCCACUCCCCCGUUCAGCGACCUUCUCCCUCAAGCCCUCGGAGGUCGGACCAGCUCUUCUACUAAUAAGUCUCCAGCACCAACACCCACGCCCCAAACUGAGGACCCAAGCGAGCCCCGCGUGAAGGAGGAGGAACUCGAGGUUGGGUCUCCACAUCAAGUCCAAGCAGAGCUGCCCCAAGCAGGAGGGGCCAGAGAGUACCAGGUGCGGUGGGGGGAGCACAGGGCGUGGGUGUGCAGGUUUGUCUCCUCACGCCAGGGGGAGACCAGCUCCACCGACAUGACGCUCGUGGGGAGUGAUGGGGCUUCUGUGCAAGUCCACCGCCUCGUGAUGGUCUGUGCCAGUCCCCUGCUGCGACGUGUGCUGCAGGUCAGUCCCCUGCUGCGACAUGUGCUGCAGGUCAGUCCUUUUCUGCAGGUCAGUCCCCUGCUGCGAGGUGUGCUGCAGGUCAGUCCCCUGCUGCGACGUGUGUUGCAGGUCAGUCCCCUGCUGCGACGUGUGCUGCAGGUCAGUCCCCUGCUGCGACGUGUGCUGCAGGUCAGUCCCCUUCUGCGACGUGUGCUGCAGGAUACGCACUGCGAUCAGCCAGCUGUGGUGGUAGUACCGGGCGCGCCAGCUGCCGCUCUGCAAGCCAUCGUCACCAUCUGCUACACCGGCACCGCCUGUCUCGACAAGACCAUCGCGUCGCAAGUCUUGAAGAUCGCGCAAACUCUGGAGAUGCCACAGCUUAUCAUGGAAGAUCUCUUUUCACAUUCAAGCUCCCCUCCCACUUCCCCCUCUUUCCAUUGCUCUUCCCAGCCUCUUACUCCCCUCUUCCCUAAGCCUUUCACUUCCCCUUCACCCCCGAAAGUGUUCACGUUCACUCCACCAGCCCUUCAACGCCCUUCACCUCCCCCUUCAUACUCCGACGCGUUAGCAUCGUCCAUAAUGGCUCGGUCUGCACUCAAGCGUAGACCUCUCACUCCUGACCUCGCACACACGCAGCCAAACGUCAAGAAAGUUAAGACCGGGGCCACCUUCCUGCCUGAGGAAGCCACGUCUAACCUCUCCUUCAGCCCGGGCACGCCUAACUCGACACCCUCGCUGGGCAACUCCCCGCGCAGCGCCUUGCAUGGCUCCCUCCCCUCAUCCCCUUACUUGGGGGUGCCCUUGGGGGGACCUCACACCCCCCGCGACCUGAGAGCCAUGUCCACCAUCAUAGGGUCGGGGGGCGGUAGCUCCCGCGUGCUGCUGUGGAAGUUCUUACUACAACUGCUGCACGACGCGCGCUUCUGUCCCGUCUACAUCAGGUGGCUUGAUCGCAGCAAUGGUGUAUUCAGGAUCAUGGAGUCCGACAUGGUGGCACAGCUCUGGGGCAUCGCACGGAAGAAUUCCAACAUGAACUACGAGAAGAUGUCGCGUGGCAUGAGGACUUACUACAAACGCGGUAUCUUGUACCACAUUGACGGUACAAAAUUGAUUUACAAAUUCAACACAAGUGACGGUGAAGUGCAGCAACACAUGCGUCACUUCGAGGCGACGCGAAACACUGAAGACGGCAGCCUUGCCGAGUCAACUCUUUUCCGCACGACAGCGGAAAACAAUUUACUCGCAGGUAGCAGCUCCAUGGGUACGUCAGGUAGCUCUGCCGAGGUGAACCCUAAUUACGGAAGUCCCAUGGAAGUCUCCGAGUCCGACCACCCAACGACCUCUGGGUCCAUCCUAGGGGCAAGCUUGCAGCACGGCAGAACUACCACCCAAACGAGCGGCACCUCAACAGCCUCUGGUCUUGCAAUCCGUCCUCUGCUGCCUUCAUUCCCGGGGAUGCAACCCAUGCCAUCGUAUUCUGCACUCCCCAAUCUGUCCAUGAAUGCUCUGAAACGCUCCCAAAAAAAUUCAUGCACAUCAACCAAAGGACUGAAACUUCCUGGAUCUCUGAAGCAAAGUGCCAAGAAACUCGAGCAGUUUGGCCUGAACAAACCCAGGAGUAAUUCUAUCCCAAAUUUCCAGACAAGUAGUCGCUUCUCGAAUUUUUUUCAGCCUGCCGAUGAUGGCGUUGCGCCCGAAACUUCAAUGCUUAGAACUGACGUGCAACAAAGGAGUAGUUUUCAUAAGGCGCCGUUGAAUAUUAACGAUGGAGAUGAACGCUCGCAAGAUGAAAACCCUGAUGUGUUUACCGAUCGGUCUGCCUACAUCGCGACCCUGCCGUCUUCUUUUUUUAGGCCAGUAGUGAGUGAAAAAUAAGAACCGAUCGGCAAAAAAAUACAUAUUCCUUCAACCACGAGGAAUAUGUAUUGAAUAAAAUUUAGAAACCUUAUACUGAACGAAAAAGUAUAAGGUUUUAAAGUAAAAAAGUAUUAAAAGAAAACGAAAAAGUAUUAGAUUGUCGCGACCCUGCCGUCUUCUUUUUAGCGCAUUUUCUCAUUUAUGG
Messenger RNA from Hyalella azteca, 3329 nucleotides. RefSeq lists its product as uncharacterized. The coding region runs from base 383 to 3142 and encodes 919 amino acids. The transcript is spliced from 13 exons. Gene Ontology annotation, molecular function: protein binding; sequence-specific DNA binding; DNA-binding transcription factor activity, RNA polymerase II-specific. Gene Ontology annotation, cellular component: nucleus. Lineage: Eukaryota; Metazoa; Arthropoda; Malacostraca; Amphipoda; Hyalellidae. The record is from RefSeq and is a predicted model, not a curated record. Gene Ontology annotation, biological process: regulation of transcription by RNA polymerase II; cell differentiation.